CCGCACAUACUGCCGAUAAUCUCACCUACCAGCCACUCGCCCACUCUCGUAUCACCAUGAGCACUCAGAAAGCCGUCGUGAUUACCUCUCCUAAACAGGGAGGCCUGGUUACUGAUCGUCCCAUUCCAGCUCUUCGUGACGACUACAUCCUCGUCAAGAACGUGGCUGUGGCCCUUAACCCCACUGACUGGAAACACAUCGCAUACCUUGCACCUCCCGGUGUCCUCGUCGGCUGCGAUUACGCGGGGAUUGUCGAGGAAGUCGGCAAAAACGUCAAAAAACCGUUUAAGAAGGGCGACCGCAUCGCCGGAUUCAUUCAUGGCUCCAACCAAGUGCAGCCCGAAGAUGGCGCGUUCGCAGAGUACGUCGUUGCCAAGGGGGACAUUCAGAUGCAUAUCCCCGACAAGAUGAGGUUUGAAGAAGCCGCAACGCUCGGUGUCGGCAUCAUGACUGUCGGCCAGGCACUGUAUCAGAGUUUAAAGCUUGCCCUGCCGACUGAACCCACCAAGACGCCCGAGCCGAUCCUCAUCUACGGCGGCUCAACCGCAACUGGAGCGCUCGCGAUCCAGUUCGCUAAGCUGUCCGGCUACACGGUGCUCACAACUUGCAGUCCGCACAAUUUUGAUCUCGUGAAGAGUCUCGGCGCGGACGCAGUUUUUGACUACAAGGAUGCCAAUGCCCCCGCCAAGAUCCGCGAGUACACGAACGACAAGCUCCGUCUUGUGCUUGACACAAUCUCGCUCGAGCCCAGCGCCAAAUUCUGCGACGGCGCCCUCUCCACCAGCGGUGGCGAGUACAGCGCGCUUCUGCCCGUCAGCGUCGACCGCGCCAAUGUCAAUUCAAGAGCCACUCUUGCCUACACGGCUAUUGGCGAGGAGUUCCAGUUUGGCGACAAGACGACCCCUGCGAAGCCAGAAGAUAAAGAGUUCGCGGCGCGCUUUGCCACUAUUACAGAGUCGUUGCUGCAGGAUGGGAAGAUCAAGGUGCAUCGGCCUAAGGUUGGGAAGAACGGACUUCAGGGGGUGCUUGAAGGGUUGGAAUUGCUGAAGGAGGAUAAGGUCAGUGGGGAAAAGUUGGUUUACAGGGUGGAGGAGACGCCGUAGAUGUGAUUUAUGUCUUUAACAUCUAUAUCUGACAGGUCUGGCUCGUAUCGUGUAAAUAGAUAGAAUUGAGACCAGCAGAAAAGGAAUAACUCCGCUUCAGAAAUGCCUCCAAACGGCCAAGGCUUGGCCCUGAGAGUGCCUAAGAAUUUUACUUGUUUAUUUUCUUCUGCCAACCCA
Messenger RNA from Aspergillus nidulans FGSC A4, 1280 nucleotides. RefSeq names its product zinc-binding alcohol dehydrogenase family protein. Gene Ontology annotation, biological process: secondary metabolic process. Gene Ontology annotation, molecular function: oxidoreductase activity, acting on NAD(P)H; oxidoreductase activity. The transcript has a single exon. Bases 57 to 1103 code for a protein of 348 amino acids. NCBI's taxonomy places the organism in Eukaryota, Fungi, Ascomycota, Eurotiomycetes, Eurotiales, Aspergillaceae. The record is from RefSeq and is a predicted model, not a curated record.